Acyrthosiphon pisum (pea aphid) is the source of this 1914-nucleotide messenger RNA. RefSeq lists its product as uncharacterized. The transcript has 3 exons. The record is from RefSeq and is a predicted model, not a curated record. Lineage: Eukaryota; Metazoa; Arthropoda; Insecta; Hemiptera; Aphididae. The coding region runs from base 203 to 1687 and encodes 494 amino acids.
UAUCUGAUAAAAAUGUCGGCUCUAGUUGGGAUUCAAAGAUAAAUGACUUAUGAUUGUACUGUUGUAGUUUCGUACGUUGUCACAUGGUUUGUACUAUUAAAAUAUAAUUGUUUGAGGUUUUUCUUUGUAUUGUAACUUGUUCUAAGUACUUACAACUUAAAUUAAUAUUUUCCAGUACUAGUUGUGUAUAUUUACCAGCAUAAUGGCUAGCUGUAAUAAAAAAAGUAAUACAUAUUGUUCUGUUUAUGGUUGCUCGACAUUUUAUAAUUCUGGUAGUGAUAUAAGUUUUCAUUCAUUACCAAAAGAAAAUACAAAUAAAAUAAAAUGGAUUAAUAAAAAUGGUACUUCACAAAUGAUUGAUCGUAGACAAGCUUGGAUUUUAAGACUUCGUAUGGAUACUGUUAGUUUAAAAAAAACUCAAAUCAAAAUAUGUUCUCAACAUUUUGUUAAAGAAGAUUUCAUAUUACCUGACUUUAAAGUAUCAAGAGCUAGACUGACACGGGAAGCAGUUCCAUCACAAAAUCUACCAAAGUUAUCAAUAACAUCUAAAUCUCCCUUAAAAAGGAAAUCGCCGAAAAAAAGAUUUCUGUCACCCAGUGCAGAUGAACUGGAGGUUGCUAAGACAUGUGAUUUUGAUUUAGUCAUUUAUCCACUACAUCUACACUCAGAGUCAAAUUUAACAGACAAGUCUAAUUAUGUAGAAGAUAACGUGAUUUCACAGGAAAUGGCUACUCAAAUUGUAACAGUCACGUCAGCUGAUGCUCAAGUACAAGUUACUAGUGGUGCUAUUUUUGUACCAUUUGUAUCUUUAAUUGACACAUCAAAAAAGUUAAAUACUAUGACAGGAAUCCCAACCUUUGAAAUACUUAAUCAGAUUAUUUAUUUAUUCUCAAAAGAGUAUCCAGAUACUAGAUGUCAUCGUUUGAGUAUUAAAGAAAGAUUAAUUUUAGUUUUUAUAAAACUUAAACAAGAUUUGUCAUUUGCUGUUUUAGCAAUCUUAUUUAAAGCCGUUUCAGGUGAAACAUGUAGGGCUUUGUACAAUUCAUUCAUUCCUUUAUUAGCAAAUAUAUUAAGACCCCUUAUAUAUUGGCCAAGUAAAACUGAGAUCAUAUCAAAUAACAUGCCCAGAUGUUUUAAAAAUUUCAUAGAAACAAGAGUUGUUCUUGAUUGUACAGAAAUAUCUGUACAAUCACCAAAAUGUCUUUCUUGUAGAAUAAAACUUUAUAGCAACUAUAAGGGAACAUAUACUUUUAAGUUUUUAGUGGGGAUAUCACCUGGUGGUCUUAUCACAUAUAUAAGUAAACCUUAUGGUGGAAGAGCGUCCGAUAAAAUAAUAUUUGAACAAAGUGGACUUGUUAAUAAAAUGUCCAAGUUUGAUGCUGUAAUGGUGGACAAAGGUUUUUUAAUAGAUACAAUUUGUGAUAGUCAAAGCAUUAAAGUAAUUAGGCCACCUUUUUUAAGAAAUAAAAAAAAAUUUACAAAAGAAGAAAGUUUACUUACAAAAAACAUUGCCAAAGCAAGAGUCCAUAUUGAGCGAAUUAAUCAAAGGUUAAAAACUUUCAAAAUUCUACAAAAUAAAUUUCCAUGGGCCCAUGCACAUUUGAUGGAUGAUAUUAUGACUAUAAUUGGGGGUAUAUGUAAUUUGUGUGUUCCCAUAUUUGGCGAAGAUAAAUUUAAUGAUGUUUAAUUUAACAAAUUUUUAUAAUUAUUUGUAUUAUUUUAAUUUGUUUAAUGUAAUAAUUUAAUACAUUAUUAUUAUUAUUAUUAGGAUUUUAUUUAUAUUACGUGUGCACUGUGCUUACAUAUUUAUAUUCAUAAAUAUAUUUACAAUUAAGUAAUCUAUGAAUCAUUAAAAUAACAAUUUUUGUAAUGAAUAAAAUAUGUAUUUAAAAUAAAAUUUAUUUUUUUAACAUA